Messenger RNA from Oenanthe melanoleuca, 1231 nucleotides. It is a transcript of the gene EXOG, whose product is annotated as exo/endonuclease G. The transcript is spliced from 6 exons. Gene Ontology annotation, molecular function: RNA endonuclease activity; single-stranded DNA endonuclease activity; nucleic acid binding. The coding region runs from base 25 to 1110 and encodes 361 amino acids. NCBI's taxonomy places the organism in Eukaryota, Metazoa, Chordata, Aves, Passeriformes, Muscicapidae. The record is from RefSeq and is a predicted model, not a curated record. Gene Ontology annotation, biological process: apoptotic DNA fragmentation. Gene Ontology annotation, cellular component: nucleus; mitochondrial inner membrane.
UUCCCUUCCCCUCCCGCCGCCGCCAUGGCGGCCCUGCCCCGCCACCGCCGCUUCCUCGGCGGCUUCGUCUGCGGGGCCGCGGCCGGGGCCGCCGCCUCCUGCUGGGCAGCGUGGCGGCUCCUCCGCAGCCAGAGCCAGCCGGAGCCGCGCCCCGGGCGGGCUGCGGCACAGGAACCAAUAGAAGAGGCUCUGCUGGAAAGAUAUGGAUUUCCUGAGGCUGGAACAGAGACCAGAUGUUACACAAAUCAUGCACUGUCUUAUGAUCAGGCAAAACGGGUGCCUAGAUGGGUGAUUGAACACAUUUCAAAACAAAAGAUGCUGGGUGAUGCAGACAGAAGGCACUGUAAGUUCAGACCAGACCCUAACAUCCCUCUGAUGUUCAGUGCUGUCAAUGAAGACUACCUUGGCAGUGGAUGGUCACGAGGACACAUGGCACCAGCAGGAGAUAACAAAUUUUCAACAAGAGCUAUGGCUGAAACGUUUUAUCUGUCUAACAUUGUCCCUCAGAAUUACGAAAAUAAUGCUGGGUUUUGGAACAGAAUGGAAAUGUACUGUCGGGAAUUGACUGAGAGAUUUGAAGAUGUUUGGGUUGUUUCUGGACCUCUUACCUUGCCUCAAACAAAUGAUGAUGGAAAGAAGAGUGUAACUUAUCAGGUAAUUGGAAAGGAUGACGUGGCUGUGCCAUCCCACCUGUACAAGGUGAUCCUGGCCAGGCGCAGCAGGACGUCCUCGGAGCCCCUGGUGCUGGGGGCUUUCGUGGUGCCCAACCACCCCAUAGGCUUCAGCCACCAGCUCACUGACUUCCAGGUCAGCGUUGAAGACCUGGAAAAAAUGUCAGGUUUAGUUUUCUUCCCCCAGCUGGACAAGAGCAAAGAUGUUAAGAACAUCUGUGAGGUGGAUAGCUGCAGACUGCUGGGCUUCAAGGAGUUCACGCUGUACAUCACGGGCCGCAGAGUGCGCAGCGCCCGCACGCUGCCCCGGCUGCAGAGAGCCAUGGCAGAGCUACAGGAGGCAGGCAUCCAGCCUGAUGACUACCUCCUGCAGCUCUACAAGAAGAAGGAGGAAGAACUGCUGCAGGAAAAGCCAGCUAGAGAGGGGAGAGCUGGCUGAGUAUGCAGGAUGUUGUUUGGCAUUUUGGAAAAAGAGGAACUGAAAGCAAACGUGGAGAUAAGGCUCCUUGAAUCAUCCUUUCUUGAGCUGUGAAAACAAUAAAGAAAUAUCUGGAAGCUGA